UAUGUAACAAGAUAUUAUGUCAUAUCAAAUCCCUGCGGUUAGAGGGUUUUCCUUGAGUUUAGUUCAAGGGAGGAGUCAUCACUGUAAAGAAGAAGAAGAAAAGAAAUCCCCUAUAUAGCAUUAACCCUUCCAGUAAGUCUCCUCCCUGUUUGCCUAUAUAAUGACACCAGAAAUGAACCCCAAAUCAUGCACUUCUCAGCUCUAAAGAAACAUCCUCCAAAGGAGCAUUUUUUUGUCCACUCGGAAAUCCACUGAGCCGGCCGUGAGUUCACUUCCCCGAGGGUCCACUUUCCUGCAGCGUUUCUCCGUCUUGUCCAGCAACAUGAGUCCUCAGCUCCUGUCCGUCUUGGUCCUGCUGUCUUCCGUCUUCUCUGCAUGCUGCACUCCACUGUGCCACGACCAGUGCUGCCGCUUCGUGGAGGAGUUCCCCGUCAGGGUGCAGAGGCUCAGGGAGGACUACAGGAGGAUCAGAGGUUUCUAUGAAUCAAACGAUGACUUGGACAAGGCACUGUUGGACCAGAGCGUCGAGGACGCCUUUAAGAGCCAGUUUGCCUGUGAAGCCAUAAACAGCAUCCUAGAGUUUUACCUGAGUACGGUUCUGCCGACUGCGGUGGCCAGCGUGACCACAGACACCAGUCUGAAAACUCAUGUGGAGUCCAUACAGCAGAUUUUCGAUGAGCUGAAGAGGGACGUCCACAGAUGUAGAAAAGUCUUCCAAUGCAAGAAGCCAUUUGACAUCAGAAGCCUGAAUUCAACAUAUACUGAGAUGGAGAGUAAAGGUGUGUUUAAGGCCAUGGGGGAGCUGGAUCUGUUGUUCAACUACAUUGAGACGUACCUGGCAUCUCAACGGAAGAGAAACGCUCAGUGAAGACCAGCUGACUUUAACGAAGAUUAUCAUAACUGUGCGUGUUUUGGGAAAAGAAAUGGACAGUCUUUGAGUUUGAGACUAACAUGGAUCAACUUGAUCAUGUCCAGAACUAUGAAUGUAACUAUAAACCUGCUGAAGUUCUGUCUGUUCUUCACAGACGGUUGUUUUCCUGUUUGUCCCAAGGACAAGUUUGUGUUCAAGAACCAUGUUCUGUCGUGCUCAAAGAUAGAAUAACUAUAUUUUCAGUACAAAGACUAUUUAUUGCUCUUUGUGAUAAAUACAAAAACAUGUAAUUUUAUAUUUAUUUUUAUAUUUAUUGCACUUUCUACUUUUUUAUAGAA
Molecule: messenger RNA, 1209 nt
Organism: Gambusia affinis (western mosquitofish)
Lineage: Eukaryota; Metazoa; Chordata; Actinopteri; Cyprinodontiformes; Poeciliidae
Gene: il10
Product: interleukin 10
Exons: 5
Coding region: 323-868 (181 amino acids)
Biological process (GO): immune response
Cellular component (GO): extracellular region
Molecular function (GO): cytokine activity
Source: RefSeq, a predicted model, not a curated record